UCGAUAUAAUAUAGAUUGUAUGCAAAUUUUUUGCUUUCGUGUAAGUUCCUUCGCACUUACAGAAUUUCAAGAGGAUCAAGAUUAGAAAUUUAGUAUAAAUGCUGAUUUUUUUCUACAAGUUCUACAAGUUGUAUUCUGUUGUUCUUUCAGAAGAAAAAUCAGAAUGAAGCUGUUCAUCCUUGCCGCUGCCCUUAUUGUGGCCACAAGUGCCAAUCUAGGUGCCUUCGAAAAAUGGACCAGUUUUAAGGCAACCCAUAACAAAUCUUACAACGUUAUUGAAGACAAACUUCGUUUCGCUGUUUUCCAAGACAACCUCAAAAAAAUCGAGGAACACAAUGCUAAAUACGAAAGUGGAGAAGAAACCUACUACUUGGCUGUUAACAAAUUCGCCGAUUGGUCCAGCGCUGAAUUCCAAGCUAUGUUGGCCCGUCAGAUGGCUAACAAGCCCAAACAAUCCUUUAUUGCAAAACACGUAGCCGAUCCCAAUGUCCAAGCUGUAGAAGAAGUUGAUUGGAGAGAUAGUGCCGUUUUGGGAGUCAAAGAUCAAGGACAGUGUGGAUCAUGCUGGGCUUUCAGUACCACCGGAUCCCUCGAAGGUCAACUCGCCAUCCACAAAAAUCAACGUGUUCCUCUCAGUGAACAAGAAUUGGUAGACUGUGACACAUCAAGAAAUGCUGGUUGUAACGGAGGUUUGAUGACAGAUGCCUUUAACUAUGUUAAACGCCAUGGUCUCUCUUCCGAAUCUCAAUAUGCAUACACCGGCAGAGAUGAUCGCUGCAAGAAUGUUGAGAACAAACCACUCUCUUCCAUUAGUGGCUACGUAGAACUUGAAACAACUGAAGAUGCACUCGCGUCCGCUGUUGCUAGCGUAGGUCCAGUUUCCAUCGCUGUUGAUGCUGAUACAUGGCAAUUAUACGGAGGUGGACUUUUCAACAACAAAAACUGUAGAACCAACCUCAAUCACGGUGUUCUUGCUGUUGGAUACACUAAAGAUGCAUUCAUUGUCAAGAACUCAUGGGGAACUAGCUGGGGUGAACAAGGUUACAUCAGAGUUGCCCGUGGUGAAAACUUGUGUGGUAUUAACCUCAUGAACUCUUACCCUAAAUUGUAAAUGAUUUAAUGCAAAUGAAACACCAAAUAGAAUUCAAAAAUAAAGAUAAAUAAAAAACUAA
Diabrotica virgifera virgifera (western corn rootworm) is the source of this 1172-nucleotide messenger RNA. RefSeq names its product cathepsin L-like proteinase. The transcript is spliced from 5 exons. Gene Ontology annotation, cellular component: lysosome. Gene Ontology annotation, molecular function: cysteine-type endopeptidase activity. Bases 164 to 1111 code for a protein of 315 amino acids. The record is from RefSeq and is a predicted model, not a curated record. Lineage: Eukaryota; Metazoa; Arthropoda; Insecta; Coleoptera; Chrysomelidae.